Molecule: messenger RNA, 3269 nt
Organism: Pichia membranifaciens NRRL Y-2026
Lineage: Eukaryota; Fungi; Ascomycota; Pichiomycetes; Pichiales; Pichiaceae
Exons: 1
Coding region: 315-3014 (899 amino acids)
Biological process (GO): DNA-templated transcription; positive regulation of transcription by RNA polymerase II
Molecular function (GO): sequence-specific DNA binding; zinc ion binding; DNA-binding transcription factor activity, RNA polymerase II-specific
Source: RefSeq, a predicted model, not a curated record
UACGGCUGUUCGCUAGAGGCUAGCACGCAUUAUUUGCCAGAGUUCACGUCCGUCAACAGCGUCGGCACUUGCUCAACCGCAAGCCUUCCGGUAUCCAAACUCCUCUUGUCCUCGUCCCGUCCACCUCUCUCCUCUGGCCCGUUCCCUCAGUUUUGCUCCUACCCCGCAAAAUUACCCUGUUUCCAUCCAACGUCUUGAGUUUCCACGUGCCCUCGAGCCUCUACACACACACACUAGUUGACCAAAAUACAUACUAAGACGCACAGACUAGCAAAGCAAACAAAGGGACGCUAAUAUUCUUUGUCACAGCGUAAAUGAAUCUCGUCGAACAAAUGAACAAUAUCCCUACCUCCUCCCUCCCCUCUCCCAACGCACACUCGGUCUCCUCCACCACUAGUAUCAGCCUCAGAAAGGACUCCGAUCAAACAGCCAGUUUUACAGGCUUCAAAGACAUAAACUACUCUCAGUCCUCCGAUCCCUCAGAAGGCGCUAGCACUAGCACUCACGCUCAAACGCCUUACAACCAAUACGCAUGCAUCCGAUGCAGAAGGUUGAAGAAAAAGUGUUCCAAAGAACUACCAAAAUGCGCAAACUGUGACCGACAGGCUGAAUGUUGUGAGUACGUGGAAAGGAAAAAUAAGAGGAAGUCUUCCAUUAGCCACAAUUCAGUUUCAAUCAUCAAGUUGAAGAAAUUACGCAGUAGUAGCGAUAGAAAAGCGGAUGGUAUCGAUGAUGGCGGCAAUCCUCUCUCUGGCUCCAAUUCUGAUUCCUUUUCUGAUAGUGAAGCAACAACCGAUAUCCCUUCCAUCCUCCUGGCUAAUAGUCAAUAUUCUGUUUCUAAACAUUCUGCGGAUACUACUGACAUACGCCAUAGAAGAACCAUUUCAAAUCCGACAAAAUUGGCGGCUCUAUCGGGUACCACUUUCCCUACAAAUGAUAUACUAUAUUCCUCUGCGGCCCCCUUUUCUACGCCCUACACUUACAAUAGAGGGUCGAGUUUACCUUCCCCGAAAAGUUCCAACAUAAGGACUACUCCCACCAUUCAAUUGCCUCCGAUCAGGCAAAUCUCAACAAAAAUAAAUCAACCUGCGGGUCAGGAUGAUCAGUUACCCACAUUGGGAUCCUACUCUUUGCAACAAAGUAUUAACCCUCUGGUCAACAACAAUACUGCAAACAUCAGAGGUGACCCUCCAAACAAUUCAGCACUGGAAUCGAAUAUCCUACCAUCGAUUCCGAAGCAACUAAUGAAAUCACAUCUAGCUCACUUUUCCGACUCUAGUCCAGGUUCUCCAUUUGUUACGUCUUCCUCCGCGUCUUACAUGGCCUCUUAUCAAUCAAACAUCUCCUCGGAUGAAAUAAAAAGUAGAAAAUUAAGUAUUUCAGCCUCACUAUCAUCUUCCUCUCAGAGGGAAAAGACUUUCUUGCUUCCUUCAAAGCAGCUUUUGAAAGCCGAAGAUCUCAGCAUUCUCAAUCAAGAUACCAAUUUUGUUAGAUCAAAUGGAUUGUUUGACAUUUCUCCCCCGAAUUCUCUGGAACAGGACCUACUCAAUCUAAUUUUCAAGAAAAUGGGCUUUAUUGAUGAAAGCAUAUUGACAACAAUUACCAACCACAAUCCGCAAUUGGAUUACCAAAAUACUUUGGGUCUUUUAUCAAAAUUGCUUAUUUUUCUAGAUCAGAAAGUGAUGUUUGAAAAACUCAAAGAGUUCAAAGAGACGAGUUUCAACUGGAAUGAAACUAGCAUUCAAAAUCGUGAAAAUUACUUUGCUUCUAUCGAAUUUCUAUUGAUUUAUACCUGUUCCAUUUUAGUCACCAACCGUCAAGCUCGUAUCGUAAACUCAAAUUAUCAUAAACUAGUUUUCACAAUGGCUUACAAGUUAUUCCAAAAAAAAAGCUUUCCUGUAACACGUGUCCAAAUACUUCGAAUCAUGAUGCUCUUUGAAAUCAUUACUCUUUUAGAUAAUUCAGACCUUGACACGGCAUGGUUUAUUCAUUCAAACUUAUCAAGUUAUUCACUCAAGUGGGAGUUGAAUAGAAUUAUGAAAAGAAAGAAUUUAUCCGGGGUUACUUUGUCUGAGCUAGAGUAUACAAAUAGGUUGUUUUGGAGUAUAUUUGUGGCUGGCUCUUUAAUAUGCUCAACUUUGGGUCAACAGCCAAAGUUUUCCUUGAACGAUAUUGACGUCCCACUACCAAUUGCAAUCACCAAAGAUGAAGAAGCUAGAAUAGUUACCCAGGUCAUCAUUAUCAAUAUGUGUAAAAUCCAGUCGCAAAUAAUCUCCGAAUUAUAUGUUUCCAACGCUAAGUCACAGAUUAACAAUGACUCAGAGAGGUUUGCAAUUUUGUCAGCCUUACGGCAAGAUGCAGACACAUGGUAUAAUGACUGUAGAGUUUCACUAUCAAGAAUACCUCAACUUCUGCAUGAGAAUAAGCUAAAAAUUGAGCCUGAUGUUAGGAGCAAUAUAGACGAAUCAUUUGGUAUGAAUCUUCAAGCUUUUGCUGCAUGGGUAUCACAAGAAUACUAUUAUACACUCACUCAGUUAUUUAAGUCCUCAAACUUGUUUCCGAAGCCAGAAAUCCCAAACUUUACAGUCAUAUCCAACGCUACAUACCAGAAUACUGCCUUACUACAGGAUUUGAUUUUGUCUAAAAAAAUACCCAACUCUUCAUUUGUACUAUAUCGUUUUGCGAAUACAUCUCUUUCCGUGUUGGUUUCCUUCUACAAAGAGAUGUUUUCAGUGGCUGAUUGCAGAGAGCUGCUCCAAAAUAUGUUAAAUAUUUGGAGAUGUGGUAACGAUAGUUUAUCCAGAAGCUGCUACAUAUGUAUCUCAGAAGUUCGGUCGCUGUUGAUUCCUACUUUCACCGAUACUGGCAAAGAGAAUGACGUACUGAAACUUGGGGAAAGCUCGGCGAAGUCACUUCUAGAGUCAAUUCACCACUUUACAGAAAUUAUGGAUCAACACGGGUUCUCGAUUUCCAUUGAUAACGAAUACAUAACCUCCUGCGAAUCAAAUGAUUGAAGUUUUCCCCCUAAUCUUAUUCAUUUUAUCUAGCUUGCUCUCUUCACUUCUCUCAGUUUUCUUCAGUUCUUAAGUAUCUUUGAUAUCUUUGAUAUCUUUUAUAUUUUUUAUAUCUUUUGUAAGUAUGCAAAGUACUAAAAUCCAACUUUUAGGCACCGAGUGAGACUCAAGAAAAGACGAUGUCACGUGCAAGCAGACUAAUCAGAUGGAAACUCAUCGUGUUUUUGCAUUAUUUAAGAAGUCAACCAUAAAUGU